GCGGAGCGGGGCUGCGCGGCAUGGCGGGCGGCGCGGCGCGGCUGCUCCUGUCCGCGCUGCUGGCAGCGCUGCCGGCCGCUCCCGCCGAGCCGCAGCUGCGCUUCAGGCCGCCGGCCGAGGCCCCCGUGAGGCUCUUCACCGAGCCCGAGCUGGCCAGAUACGACGGGCAGCAGGAAGGACAGCCCAUCUACCUGGCGGUGAAGGGAGUAGUAUUUGAUGUUACCUCUGGAAAAGAAUUUUAUGGAAAAGGAGCCCCAUACAAUGCUUUGGUUGGAAAAGACUCAACAAGAGGAGUUGCAAAGAUGUCUCUGGAUCCAGCAGAUCUUACACAUGACACAACAGGACUCACAGAAGAGGAACUGAAGUCCCUGGAUGAUAUCUUCAAUAAUGUUUAUAAGGCCAAAUAUCCAAUUGUUGGCUAUACUUCUCGACGAAUUCUGAAUGAGGAUGGCAGCCCCAACCUAGACUUUAAACCUGAAGAUCAGCCACAUUUCAACAUUAAAGAUGAGUUUUGAGGAACAUUUUUGUACCUACAGAAUGCCUGGGGAGAGGCACAGUAGAAUAUUAGAUUGAUUCUAUGUUCUGUAGUUCAUUACAACAAUUAGCUAUCACAAGCCCGUUUUCUGUUCAGAAAAUAUGUAUGUGUGUGCAGGCAUAGUUUAGAGGAAACAAACAGAUCUGUAGCAGUGUCAUAUACUUGGGCUGUUUGCUGUGAAAUAUGGGAAUUGUUUAACAGGCAAAUUCUUUCUGCUUGGACUUCUCUGUUUACAAGUGUGUAAUGUAAAAUUUUAUUCCUUAGAAGAGAGAAGGAAGGUUUUAAUAAUUGAAACAUGACCAGUCGUUUUGUAAAUCCCAAAUUGUUUCUUACUCCUUGGAAAAGUGUGAAUGCAUUAUCUAGACAAGCUAAAGUCAAUUCUCUGUGCUUCAUGUCAGGGUAGGUAUCACAAGUACAAAGAGGUGCAAUAGAGGCUUACAUUUUAAAAAGCAUUGUGGGGUUUAAUAUUUGAUAGGUUUGAGAAUACUGGAUAAAAAGCAACUCGGUCUCUUAAAAUGCAGUUACUGUAGAGUAUUUCUGCAAAGCCUACAGGUGUAAACCAAGAAAAAUAAAUCUUAUUUUCCCCAUGAGAACUACUGUGACAUUUUAAAUAUGACUAUUAUGUUAUUUUUGGAUAAAUGACACUUUAAUUUUUAAAAAUAAUUAUCAAAGAUGUCAUCUAUAUUAGAUUAUGAUUAUUUCCUUCUAGCUCCCUCCACUCUUUCUCUGACAAAAAAAGGAAAUGAUAGCCCACUGUUUACCUCAUACUCUUACAGCACAAGUUUAUUAUAGCAGUUUAGUGUCCUGUGGAUAUUGUUAGCAUCUUUAUAUUGACAAUUUUAGCAAUUUCAGCUCUGAUUUUUUGUGUCUCUUAGUUUUUCUUUGUUCUUACUCUGGCUUCAUCAUUGCUGUUCUAAUGAAUCGUGCAGUCCCAUGUUCCUCUUCCAUUUAACCUAAUAUGAAACUGCAGAUCCUGUAGGGUGAAAGCAGACCCCAUUUAUUGUCUUUCCUCGGAAAGACAAAACCACAUUUAUUGUGUUUCCUUGGCAGUCUUUCAGCAACAAGAGGACCAUGAAAGCCUGUGCUAUAUAAAUUGCUGCUAACCACUGACUUCCACUAACUUAAGAGGAACGUGAAUUGUCAUGAAUGUGGAUUUAUCUGCCACUGUGACAGUUUGAAUUGAUAUGGGAGAAACUAAGCAGCUGCUCUAACUAUAGAAUAUUAUUCUAUAUUAAUAAUACAAAAAUAAUAAAAAUACAAUUAUAUAUUUUUGUUCUCUUUCUUUAGCAUUUUGGCCAUUUUCUCUGAAGGGAAAAUUUUAUUAGGUGAUUCUCCACUUUCUAGUUUCCAGGGGACAGCUGCCUGUCAGUUGAAUAACUAGAAAAGCUGUUUCUAUGCAUUGUCCAUCCUUUUACAGUGUUGCUGAUUUUAUUCUAAACUUGUUUUGUAGUUUAGACCACUUCAUUUGCAGGAGGGACUCCAUGGGCCCCCCUGCUGUUGGAUGGUGCUCUGGGUAGAAUAAAUAAAUUGGCAUCUCAGAGAUUAUUGAUUCAGAUUAUUGCUUUUGUAUUAUUAUUUAUUAUUAUUACUGCUGACCUUUUGAUUAGAUACCAACAGCAGUUGGGAGUUUGCUCCUUGGUAAUACCUGCCAUCUUUAUAGGAAUGCAUGUGGGUUUAGUGGUAAUGGUGGGUGGUUGGUUGCCAGCAUUUCACAAAUAAUUUUCUCUUUCUCUUCCCUUCCUUGCAUGCUUUUUUAUGGGGCAGCUUCAGUAGUUGUGCUACUAUGAUUAUUGUAAGAGUUUUUGCUUCAUCUGGAACCGUCAUAUCCGGCUGCAUUUCAAAAAUGUUGUAGCUGAUUGCAGCUCAUCACCACUGAGUGCCUUAGUGUUACUGUUCUCUCCCCGCUUUCCCUGUUCUCACUAUGAAGGUCACCUUUGCUGAUCUCAAAGCAGAUAUCUCAGCUUCUAUUUGUACUAAAUUUCAGGUUCUUUUCAGUGAAGAAAUGCUCCUGUUGCAACAGGAAAUGGUGAUACAAACCCCCUCUUGUAAUGCAAGAUCCUUGCGAAUCCAACCUGCCCCCACUCGUGUUUGUGAGGGAGAUGCUUUAGUCCGUCCAUUCUGUUAUUAAAGACAAGAUUAUCACAA
This is a messenger RNA of Pipra filicauda (Wire-tailed manakin), 2680 nucleotides long. It is a transcript of the gene NENF, whose product is annotated as neudesin neurotrophic factor. NCBI's taxonomy places the organism in Eukaryota, Metazoa, Chordata, Aves, Passeriformes, Pipridae. The coding region runs from base 21 to 515 and encodes 164 amino acids. The transcript is spliced from 4 exons. Gene Ontology annotation, cellular component: endomembrane system; membrane. The record is from RefSeq and is a predicted model, not a curated record.